GUGGGUUUGGUUUGGUUUGGUUCUGUGGUUUGGUUGGUCCACUACCUAAACAAAACUAAAAACCAAAACCACGCUUCGGAUUCCCAAUACCAGCAACAAAGCAAAGGUGAGUGAAUGAAUGAGCGAGUGAGUCCAACAAUACACCUAAACCCGUGACUCACCCCUCUCUCUCUCUCUCUCUCUCUCACUCUCUCACAUGGCUUCUCAGCAACACGACGCCGUUUUCCGCGAAGAGGACAUGGACGACGACGACGAGUCCCAGGAGGACGAAGAAUACGAAGAGGACGACGACGAAGAAAACGACCCCUCUCUCUCCGCCUCCGCCGCUCUCGCCGUUACCGUCGCUGUCCCCGGUUCCGCCGUCUCCAACGGCGCCCCCGCCCCGAUGUCGGCGCCCUCCGCCACCACCGUCGUGGUCGCCGACUCCUCCGAUCCGAAGCGGCGGCGCGUGGACCAAAUCGAGGAGAAGAAGCCGCUGGACGACUCGCGGCGGCUCUUCCAGCGGCUGUGGACCGACGAAGACGAGAUCGAGCUCCUGCAAGGCUUCCUCGAUUACACCUCGCAGCGAGGAUCCUCUCAACACAACGACACCGCUCUGUUCUACGACCAAAUCAAGUCGAAGCUCCAACUCGAUUUCAACAAGAACCAGCUCGUCGAGAAGAUCCGGAGGCUCAAGAAGAAGUACCGCAACGUCCUCAACAAAAUUGGCUCCGGCAAGGAAUUCUCCUUCAAGAGCGCUCACGAUCAAGCCACCUUCGAAAUCUCCCGCAAGAUCUGGAGCAACGUGGCGCCUAUCGGCGACAAUUCCCUCGACGACGACGAAAUCAACCCUAGCCCCAACACUAACCCUAACCCUAACCCCAACCUUAAUUUUAGCCCUGUAAUUCUCAAGAAUGAAAUGGUUUUCAGGAAUUCCGCGGAGAAGAAAACACCGAAACGCCCUCGGCCUCGAUCGGCCCCGAAAAUCGAGCCAAUCGAUGGAUCCGCGUCGAACAGAGAUCAUAAUUGUAUAAGCAAUGCUACUCCUACCGUUACACCUACUGCUACAGCCAACGCCACCACUACGGGUGCUAAUAAUAAUAACAAUAAUUGUAACAGUGGCGGUUAUAGCAAUAACAUACCGAGUUUGAUCGAAGAGACGGUGAGGAGUUGUUUGUCGCCGGUGUUGAAGGAGUUGAUGGCUGGCGCCAUGGGAGGGACGUUUGGGGCGAGAGCGUUUCCGUUCAACAUGAGUCCUUUGCCUUUGAGUUUUGGCGGUGCGGAACUGGUGGAUGAGAAAUGGAAGAAGCAACAGAUUUUGGAGUUGGAAGUGUAUUCGAAGCGGUUGGAGCUUGUGCAGGAUCAGAUCAAAGCUGCUAUGGAGGAGUUGCGGUCUAGUGGAACUGGAUCACACACAUUGUAGUUUGUUUUUGAUUUUGUAGCGAAUGCUCGGAGUUCUUCCUCUUCGUGUUCACUGCAUACAGAUUUGCGUGGUAAUUUAUGCAUCCAUGGUUGAAACUGAUAGUAGCCUUUAGCAGUUAGCCAGUAACUAGUAAGUAAGUGGUAACUAGUGUUUUUCCUUUCAAUAUUAGUUUUUCCUCAUUCGGUAGAGUACCUGUCCAUUACAAUAAAAUGUUCUACAUUUUAGCCGUUUUCUUGUUCCUUUUAAUUUUAAUGGUCUCAUACAUGUACAGAACAGAUUGAAAUAAUUGGUGCCAAGUGAUGGCUUUGCACCAUGAUAUGUUGUAAAAGAUGCAAAAGUGGGUUCUUAGUUA
Molecule: messenger RNA, 1754 nt
Organism: Cajanus cajan (pigeon pea)
Lineage: Eukaryota; Viridiplantae; Streptophyta; Magnoliopsida; Fabales; Fabaceae
Product: putative transcription factor At3g04930
Biological process (GO): regulation of DNA-templated transcription
Cellular component (GO): nucleus
Source: RefSeq, a predicted model, not a curated record